Molecule: messenger RNA, 1620 nt
Organism: Beauveria bassiana ARSEF 2860
Lineage: Eukaryota; Fungi; Ascomycota; Sordariomycetes; Hypocreales; Cordycipitaceae
Product: beta-N-acetylglucosaminidase, putative
Exons: 2
Coding region: 1-1620 (539 amino acids)
Biological process (GO): carbohydrate metabolic process; peptidoglycan turnover
Molecular function (GO): hydrolase activity, hydrolyzing O-glycosyl compounds
Source: RefSeq, a predicted model, not a curated record
AUGAUAACGCCAGAGCAGCGUAAAAAGGUCGGCCAGCUCUUUGCUGUCGGCUUUCACGACACAUUCAUCAACAGCGACAUCAAAUCUCUGAUUCAAGAUUACGGCGUCGGCGCCAUUGUACUCUUCAAGCGCAACGUCAGCUCCGCGACGCAGCUGCGCACCCUUUGCCAUGACCUCCAGCAGCUCGCCCACAACGCCGGCCACGCGCAGCCGCUCCUCAUCGGCAUCGACCAGGAAAACGGGCUCAUCACACGCAUCUCUCCGCCCGUCGCCUCGCAGCAACCCGGCCCCAUGGCGCUCGCGGCCACACGCUCACUCGACACGGCGUCGCAGGUCGCGGGGGCGACGGCCGAAAUGUUACGCCACUUUGGCAUUAACAUGAACUACGCACCCGUUGGCGACGUCAACUCGGAGCCUCUGAAUCCCGUCAUCGGCGUGCGCAGUCCCAGUGACGAUCCGGAGACGGUGGCGCAGUUUGCAGCGGCCUGCGCCACGGGCAUGCGGGAGCAUGGUGUUGUGUCGUGCAUCAAGCACUUUCCCGGCCACGGAGACACGGCAGUCGACUCGCACUACGGCCUGCCAUCGAUUGACAAGAGCCGCGCGCAGCUCGAUACUGUGGAGUUGGUUCCGUUCAGACACGCUGCUCGUGAGGGAAUUGAGAUGGUCAUGACGGCGCACAUUGCGCUGCCGCAGCUGACAGGCUCCGAGACACCAGCCACGCUGUCGCCGCAGGUCCUGCACAUACUGCGCGACGAGCUGUCUUUCCACGGCGUGAUCAUGACUGACUGUCUCGAAAUGGAUGGCAUCCGCUCCACGUUUGGAACGGUAGAGGGCUCCCUCAUGGCGUUUCAGGCUGGUGUCGACAAUGCCAUGAUCUGCCACACAUACGAGGUGCAAACUGCCGCCAUCGAUCGCCUUUGCGCCGCUCUAGACGCCGGAGAAAUACCGCAGCGACGCAUCCAAGAGUCAAUUGACCGCCUGAGCAGGCUCAAGUCAACGUUUACGACCUGGGACCGCGCGCUGCAGACUAGCACCGACGAAGCCCUCGUCGAUAUCAACGUCCGCGGCGCCAAACUCGCGCACAAGGCUUACGCCGACGCCGCCACCGUUGUGCGCAUCGAAGACGGCGUGAUACCAGUAUCCAAGUCAGCCAGUACAGUCUUUGUCUCGCCGGGGCCGGACUUUCCCGUCGGCGGCGGCGCCGUCAACAGCGGCGACGCGGCGCACCCGACGCGCGUGCCGUGGGUGUCGAGCUUUUUUGGCGACGAGAUUUGCGCGCACUGCGCUGUCGCUGAAGAGAUUCGCUAUACGGAGCAGCCACUGACUGACGAGCAGUGGAGCAGGAUUGAAGCCGCAGAGGUCGUCAUUCUGGCCACGCGCAACGCCCGAGAGGCACCGUACCAGCAGAAACUGGGCCUGGACAUUGCCAAGUGCAGAGCGGGUAAGACGUGGAUCAGUAUUGCCACGUGUGCGCCAUAUGACUUUUUAGAACAGAGUGCGGUCAAGAAUGUGAUUGUGGUAUAUGAGCCUACGCUGGAGGCAUUUCGUGCGGCUGUUGAUAUCAUUUAUGGAAUUGAUACGGCGCGAGGUAAACUUCCCGUAGCCGAGAAAAGGGUGUAG